UCGUUAGUUCAAUUCGAUCUGUGCCAGCGUGUGGUUGUAGGGCCAAGUUUAAGAUUUAAGGCUGAAAGGAAAUGCGUAUAGAAAGCUAAAGCGAUAUCCGUCCGGUAGACCAGAAAAAAAAAGCUCGACAUCGCUGGACGGGGGAUACCCUGAACUGUAGUUAUACGGUUGGUGGAUGAUAAGUGGCUCCUAACGAAUGGUAUAACAAACUGAAUGAGAUGAGGCUCCGUACAACACCUGGUUUGUGUGGUUGUUAUCGUUACUUGUGCCAUUUGGAUACCGAAGUGAAAUUGGAUUAUUGAAUUAAAACACAACUUUCUCGUAACAUGGAACGAUUGUGUUGGGUGCUAAAAGGAUACGACGACGAGUGCAUCAUUACCGCUCGGUGGCGUCAGGGACAAAGAUAUACAACAGAAUUUCUGAAAAAUGAAAAGAAUUAUGUCGAGAAGCAGAAUAGAAUCUACACAAAUGGAACGAGAGUGGUGAAAUGGGACAAUAAAUAGCAUUUCAGAAGCGCCAGUCAAACUGGAUGAAGAAAAUGCAUGGUUAUCAAGAAAAAUGAGCUGUGUAGAUAUUAAAUCCAAUUACUGUAAGUAAGGCUGGAUAAAGGGAAGUGAAGGAGAAAAAAGCCACCGGAGCGGCGAUGACAGGCAUAUUCAAAAGAUGCCACGGAGAAAAGCUGCUCGGCGACGAAUGAAUAAACGCCGGAUGCUGCUGCAGGACGAAGAAGUCACGAUGUGGGACAAAAAACUUUCUAUAUAGAAAAGUGUGCUAUCAGUGAUCGUGAUAAAUUCGACUUCGGACAGAAAAUGUAGAUGAGUAAAAUAUUUUGUGAUGACAUCGUCGCACUCCUUACAUCAUCAGUGUAACAAUGUCGCCUUCGCGACCAUUGUUUUCCUUCUCACGACGAUGUUUGAUAUGAGAGAGCAAACCAUGUUAACAGAACGUCCCACAACAACAGCAAACGCAAACGCAUAUUCUAAACAAGUCACUCCAAAUAGCCAAUUGUCGGUGUCGACGAUGUCACCGGCAGAGGUGAUACUACUCAACGUGACAACGACGGAAGCGUUAACAUCCCCUUGGCAGCAUCAGACCAAUAUCCCAACCCUUCUGAUCGAUGGAGCCGAGGCGGCACAAUUGCAUUCGACAGCUAGGAUAGAUCCCUCACCACCAGCAGCAGCAGGAGCAGCCACAGAGCAACGAACAUCCACACCUGCGGCCGAACAAAUGAUGGAUCAGCACAAAACUAACUACAGCAUAAAAUUCACAACUUUUCGACCAUUACUAGUACCUACUUUACCUGAUAUUCGACAUAGGAUUAUGCAUUCAAUGCCUUAUCAGUCCAAGCAUCAUCAUGAGCGGCACUGGGGUCCAUUUUUCGAAGAGCCACUCAACGUGACUUCCGGAGCAUUGCAAGUAGGAUAUCAUUUGUCGACGGAAGCAAUUCUCAACUGUAGGGUAGGAAUGCUUAAAGAUAAAACGGUGAUGUGGAUAAGGCGAACGACUGAUAAGGUAUCACUACUAACAGUAGGAAACAAUACGUAUAGUGGCGAUCCAAGGAUAAGGGUGAAAUUUCAAUAUCCGAACAAUUGGCGCCUACAUAUCAACCCUAUCAAGAACGAAGAUGGCGGCAUGUACAUGUGUCAGGUAUCCACGCAUCCGCCCCGAGUUUUUGCCACCAAUCUCACGGUUCUAGAACCAGCGGUGAGGAUCGUAGACGAAAUCGGCUACGAGUUCUACGACAGAUAUUAUAAAUUAGGUAGCACUAUCGAUAUCUCUUGUCAGGUGUCGCUUUCGUACCUGGCAACACUGCCAAAUGAUGUUCCAUCACCGGCGGGCCACACCAUCAACGGUUUACAACUUUCACCGAGCGGAACGAGGAUGACCGGCUCCAAACUUUUAAACGAGGGAGUGACAGCGAGCAAUAAUAAUAAAGAUAAGACCAAACAAUCGUUACCACAGAAUAUCGUUUGGAAAAAAGAUGGUACCGAGCUCCCGAAAGAUAUCAAGCUCAGUUGUAGCUAUUCGGAGCAGUGGCUCAACAGUAGGCUGACCAUUAUCCAGGCGGAACGAACGCACAGUGGCCUCUACACAUGUAUCGUAGCCGACAAGCAGGCAACCUCCGCACAAAUCCAAGUGUUGAAUGGCGAAACACCAGCUGCGGUUCAACACAAUCAAGGAGACAAAGAAAGAGCAUUCGCAUCACUUACGAUCUAUUGUAUCCUCUGUUGGAUACAAUUGCACAUAUCCUGCACGUAAUAUCGCCAUGGCGCUCGCAUCCCGAGAGCGACAUUAUAUCAAUCACACCGAAAAUGCGCAACCGUCAAGAUUAAUUAUUUCUCUGCUGCAAUAGGAUGGGAAGUACUCCGCAGAUUCUCGACCAGCGAACCGAAUAAAUUGAAGAGCGAAGAGGCAGAUGUUUACAAUCAGCGGAAUUUUGGUCCAUGAUCCGAUUAGGAUUCCGGAAAAGAAUUAUCAAGCGCCUUCAGCAGAGCAGCGAAAGAAUCAAAGCCACGAGUCAUGAUUUAUGUAUAUUUUUGCAUCCUUCCUACAAGUUAGCCAAUAAUCUCGACUAAGCAUUCAUUAAAUAGUCAUUUUCAGGCCCGCUUGCCAUUUUAAUAAAACACCAAUUCAUGCAACCUACAGCCGGAUUAUUACCAACGCGAUAUAAGAGCUCCAACGACGGGAUAAUGUUGAUCUUUCGUGUGCAAAUAACGAAAACUUGUGUCGGUCAAAUAAAAAGGAAAAUCAAAAUGUAAAUUAUUUUCUAGGGAUUGAAAAAAUUGUUACACGUUUUUUAAGGGUUAUGUAAAUAUACUGAACUCGCAGACGAACAGAAAAAUAUGUUUUGAACGAACACUGGUAAGUUAAUAGAAUUUUGAAACAAUUAAUAUCACUGAAGUCGUAUGGACGAACCUUUCAAGCAACAUAACAAAAAAUAUUGGAAAUUCUUAUUCUUAUUCUCAGAGUAUGAAACCAUAACCAAACUUAUAUAUAUAUAUAUAAACAAGAACCCUCCCUCCCUGUGCAAGAAACAUAGAGAAAAAAAACAAUGUAUCUAAAAUAAUGAAUGUACUAUGUUUAAAAAAACACAAAAUAAUACAAAAGUUGAAUGGAAAAAUGUAAUACCAAACAACAGAAAAUAAAAACAUCGUACGAAAGGAGAAUUGGAACAUCUCACG
Molecule: messenger RNA, 3182 nt
Organism: Toxorhynchites rutilus septentrionalis
Lineage: Eukaryota; Metazoa; Arthropoda; Insecta; Diptera; Culicidae
Gene: dpr18
Exons: 8
Coding region: 835-2259 (474 amino acids)
Biological process (GO): synapse organization
Cellular component (GO): neuron projection membrane
Source: RefSeq, a predicted model, not a curated record